AUGGGCAAAUCUUGGAAUGAUUUGUUUCCAUUUCUGCUAGCUACUUAUAUAGUGGACAAUCAGAAGGCUAGGACCAACAGUCUGUCAGGCGGCCCCCUCACCAGCCACUUCAAGCCGAUCCAGUUUCACUUUCACUGGGGCAAAGAGGACGACAGGGGCUCCGAGCACACAGUGGAAGGGCAGAAUUACUCCGCAGAGCUCCACAUUGUUCACUGGACCAAGGAUAAAGGGGCCUCCUUCUCCGAGGCAGCCUCGGCUCAGGGUGGUCUGGCCGUUCUAGGGAUGCUGAUUAAGGUCGGCCAGGAACAUUCGGAGCUUCAGAAGUCUCUUAGGUACUGCAGUGAGAUCAAAUAUGCCGGGGAUGAGAGGAAGUUAGCUGAUAACGACAAUAUGCAGCUGACGGCCUUGCUGCCAAAGAAUACCACUGCCUAUUGGACAUAUAGUGGGUCCCUUACAACACCGCCAUGCUAUGAAUCCGUGAAUUGGAUUGUAUUCAAAGAGCCAAUUGAAAUGUCGCGAGCACAGCUGGAUGCACUGCGCGAUCUCCGCAGCCACAAGGCUGGUACCUGUCCCAGUGAAGACGACGAGUUUUGUGGCCACGUGGUCGACAACUACAGGCCUCCUCAACCACUGAAGGGACGCGUCUUAAAAUGUUGUCAGUAACAGAGAGAAGAGACA
Molecule: messenger RNA, 678 nt
Organism: Lingula anatina
Lineage: Eukaryota; Metazoa; Brachiopoda; Lingulata; Lingulida; Lingulidae
Product: carbonic anhydrase 13-like
Cellular component (GO): cytoplasm
Molecular function (GO): zinc ion binding; carbonate dehydratase activity
Source: RefSeq, a predicted model, not a curated record